AUGGCGUCCUCCAAUGAGCACCGCGAAGGUCUCUCGAUAGCAUCGAAGCAAGACCCAUUGCCACAAUCCCGCGAGCUUGGUGCUGUCAUGCCAGCGCCGACAGCCAAGGCAUCACCAUUCGCAAAAUCAUGGCCACACUUGGUAGCAGGAGGCAUCGGAGGCACAACGGCAGCCGUCCUGACCGCCCCUCUCGACGUUCUCAAGACUCGUCUCCAAUCCGAUUUUUACCAGGCGCAGCUGCGCGCCACGCGCGAGGCCCUGGGCCACCAACGGCUCGGACCCUUGCGCUCCAUCACCUACCACACGGCUGAGACGGUGCAGAUCCUGCGCGACGUGCACCGGCUCGAGGGCACGCGGGCGCUCUUCAAGGGCCUGGGACCGAAUCUAGUGGGCGUGGUACCGGCGCGCGCCAUCAACUUUUACGUCUACGGCACGGGCAAGCGGGCCUACUCGGCGUGGACGGGCCUCGACGCCACCAACCCCGUGGUGCACUUGACGAGCGCCGUGACGGCGGGCAUCGUGACGGGCACGGCGACCAACCCCAUCUGGCUGGUCAAGACGCGGUUGCAGCUCGACAAGAAUAACGCCGAGCGCCGCGGCGAUGUCUCGACCCGCCGCUAUCGCAACAGCUGGGACUGUAUCCGUCAGGUCAUGCGCAAUGAAGGACCUACGGGCUUCUUCAAGGGCCUCAGUGCCAGCUACCUUGGUGUCUCUGAGAGUACGCUGCAGUGGGUACUGUACGAGGAGAUCAAGUCCAAGCUCAAGCUACGCGAGGAGAGGCUGGUCCAGAGUGGUCGCGAGAGGACGUGGUGGGAUCACACGGUCGCGUGGACGGGCAACUUUAUGGGAGCUGGUGCCGCCAAGGGAUUGGCUUCGGUUUUGACAUAUCCCCAUGAGGUCGCAAGAACACGAUUAAGACAAGCACCAAUGGCCGACGGCAAGCCAAAGUACUCUGGCCUCGUCCACUGCUUCAAGUUGGUCUGGAAGGAAGAGGGCUUCAUUGGCCUGUACGGUGGCCUGACUCCUCACCUCAUGAGAACCAUUCCCUCGGCCGCCAUCAUGUUUGGCAUGUACGAGGGCAUCCUAAAGCUUUUCAACACAAAGGCCUAA
Molecule: messenger RNA, 1110 nt
Organism: Pestalotiopsis fici W106-1
Lineage: Eukaryota; Fungi; Ascomycota; Sordariomycetes; Amphisphaeriales; Sporocadaceae
Exons: 3
Coding region: 1-1110 (369 amino acids)
Biological process (GO): pyrimidine nucleotide import into mitochondrion
Cellular component (GO): mitochondrion
Molecular function (GO): pyrimidine nucleotide transmembrane transporter activity
Source: RefSeq, a predicted model, not a curated record